This is a messenger RNA of Pleurotus ostreatus (oyster mushroom), 1731 nucleotides long. RefSeq lists its product as uncharacterized. Gene Ontology annotation, cellular component: transcription regulator complex. The transcript is spliced from 3 exons. NCBI's taxonomy places the organism in Eukaryota, Fungi, Basidiomycota, Agaricomycetes, Agaricales, Pleurotaceae. Bases 1 to 1731 code for a protein of 576 amino acids. Gene Ontology annotation, molecular function: RNA polymerase II cis-regulatory region sequence-specific DNA binding; DNA-binding transcription factor activity, RNA polymerase II-specific. The record is from RefSeq and is a predicted model, not a curated record. Gene Ontology annotation, biological process: regulation of transcription by RNA polymerase II.
AUGUCCCCCACUACGCCUAUGACCGGGACCGCCCUCCUCCCCUCGGCCCUCCCCGCCUCCCUCGGAGCCGCCUCCCCCUCCGGACCCUCGUCGACGACGCUCGAGGUCUUCCACUCCAUCGUCAAGGGCCGCAAGUCGUGGAAGACCCUCCGCGGCAACGGCGAGGCCGUCUGGCCCCCCGAGCUCGAGGCCGCGCUCCUCGAGGGCCUCGAGUCCUACCAGCCCGACGACAGCAGAGAGACACGCCUCCUCGGACGCUUCCCGAUGCGGAAUCGGUACAUCAGCGAUUAUAUCUGGAAGGUCACGGGCAAGCGGCGGACGGCGAAGCAGGUGGGCAGCCGGCUGCAGCAGCUGCGGGAUACGUGUGGCGGGAAGCGAUUGCUGGCGCUGUUGAGCCCGUGCAAGCGGCAAGUACCCGCACACCGAUCGACGCCUGCCCUCAUGCGCGAGCAACAGCGCGGAGGCGCCCUUGACUGCCCUUCCCCCCUCGACGACGUCUCCUCUUCACCCUUCUCCUCCGCUUCUCCUUCCACUAGCCCCUCGUCUUCGACCACGUCGCCGCUCGUGAUCUGCAUCGACCUCCUCCCGCCCUCCUCGCCCCUGCCCUCGCCCGCGCCCGCCUCGUCGCCGGUGCAGGACAGCACGGGCACCUUCCACGCCGCGCAGCCGCGCCCCAUCAAGAGCAUCGACCCCACCGUCACCUUCCUCUCCCAGCACCACAUCGACGCCACGUCGCACUACACCGUCUACCAGACCCAGACCCAGACCCAGCAGCACCACGGACUCCACGGCCACGGCCACGCCGAGAACGCGGUCGUGUUCUCGGAGAGCACGCCCCUCGUCCUCGUGCCGAAUGCGCUGCCCGCCGCUGACGGCGAGACGCUCGUCUACUCCACGGCGCUCGUCCCCGGCUUCUGGAGCGAGAUCGCUGAUGCGCACGACCCGACGCACUACACGAUCCACCAGGAAAUCAUCAAGCACGUUCCCGCCUCCGCCUCCGCGCCCACCUCCCCCACCUCCGCCUCCCCCUCGUCGCUCUCGUCGCUCGCAUCCCCCACCUCCCCCGCAUCCCCCUCCGCCCCCGCGCAGCCACAGGCCUCGCAGGUGCUCAUGUUCGCCGCGAUCUACAAGUUCAAAUUCGCCGAGCCCGCGGCGCACUUCUCCUUGGGCAUGGGCUUGGGCGUAGGCAUGGGCAUGGGCCUCUACGACGAGCGCCCCUCCACCUCCUCGUCCUCCGCGUCCCUCGACUCCCUCGACUCCAUGGAUUCGAUGGACUCGAUGGACUCGUUCGCAUCCUUCACCACCGACGCGACGCACUCCACGACGCCCACGUCCACGAGCUCCUCGCCCACCGUGCACCCGCGCUCCCUCGCCUCCCCCUCCUCCCCCACCUCCCCCUCCUCACCUACCUCCCCCUCUUCACGCACCUCCCACCCAUCGACCCCGUCCCCCGCAUCCCGCACACACGCACACACCAGCACCAGCAAGAUCUCCCUCCCCCUCCCCCCAUCCCUCUCGCUCUCCCUCCCCCUCUCGCCCUCCUCCGCCAAUGAGCAUCAGCACCAGCACCUGAGCCCCGCGAGCCCGCCCCCGACGGCCUCGACGCCCGGCGACGACGCGUUCGACUACUUCCUCCCCGUCGACAUCGACGUCGCGCAGUUCGUCGCGGACCCGUUCUCGGCGGCGCAGCACGCCUCGUAUGGCCUCGGCGGCAUGGCCUCGGCGGGAUGA